Messenger RNA from Trametes versicolor FP-101664 SS1, 2579 nucleotides. RefSeq lists its product as uncharacterized. NCBI's taxonomy places the organism in Eukaryota, Fungi, Basidiomycota, Agaricomycetes, Polyporales, Polyporaceae. The transcript has 6 exons. The record is from RefSeq and is a predicted model, not a curated record. The coding region runs from base 204 to 2462 and encodes 752 amino acids.
CCCCCUUUUGAUCUUCAUAUGCCUGUCUCCGACUGCCUCGCUCGUCCGGAGCACGACCUUCCCCUUUCCUGACCCAGUCCAUUCGUUCCUUGUCGAGCUGGCCUCUCGCGUUAACAGCUGGACUGUCUCGACUUUUUAUACCUGGCUGGACCGUUCAUGUUGCUGCAGCAAUCCGCGCCCUUCACGAUUCUACGAACCAGCGAAUGUCUACACCCGCCUUUCUCCCUCAGGACAUCCAGAAUCCGCUUGCGGCAGAGUUUUUGCGGCACCCUGAUUUUCGUGCGACAGCGGGCUUCUUGCUGGGAUGGGUCUUUUGGUGCAGCGUGUCAUACGCGUACAGGUCACAAUUUUUCCAACUCCUGGGUCAUAUCUGCUGGAACUUCAUUCGCCGGACCUCUGCGCGCACGCAAACCGCCGAUGUCGAAGCGCGUACAUCUGCAAACCUGGAGAAGUAUUCCCGACGGGAGGAGGGCCGCCUGGCGGGCAUUCAGAAUAUCUCUAAUGAGGCGGCACUAGUCUUCACUCUGAACUUGUGCUUCGUUUUCGCGAGCUUUGCCGAGUUCUGCUCCAUACUGGCCUACGAUCCUGGAGGCGCGGAUACCGCUUGUGCUUUCACAGUCGCAUGGGCCAAUAUGGCCGCCCAGGCCGCGCGCCUCAUCGGUCUCGCCGUCCUUGUGCUGCACCUUAAACAGCGCAGUACAACCAACGUGGAGUUCUACUGCUUGUGCACCGCUCUCGUCAUCGCACUGUCGUUUAUAUUGGCUUUCAACGCCACUAACACAGGGGACAUGGUGUUCAUCCAGACGUUGGGGAUCGCCAUGUGUGUCAAGAUUCAGUUUUUGCCCACCGCCCUGCUCACCUCGAUUGGCUUCAUCCUCUUGGAGCUGUACGUUGCCAUUCGCUGUCUAGCCUGGGAGAAUCGCAAGUAUGGGUGGCGUGUCAUGGUCUCGCAGUCUGCCAAUCUUCAAGUCGCACGAGCAGUCAGCCUCCUACUUAUCGAUAUUCUAACCUUCGCCCCGAACGUCAUUCGCCUCAACGUGCUCGGCCAAUUUAUCCCUUUCAGCCUCGGAGCUCUGAUCGUGCUCAUGGCUUUCAACUACAAGGUCGAUAGUUUGGUAGCGCAAGAUCAGGACGCCGAACCGAUUCUGCCUACUUCUCGUGUUCCCACUCCCUUGCCAGUCACGCAACUUUCGCGCCAGGUUUCACCUGUUACGGUGCGCAGUUCCCCAGUCGGGUCCCCCAACCGCGGUGCUGCUGUGCUUGGUAGCCCCGGACCAUCGCGUCCUCCUAGAGGAUACAACAAGCCGCUGCCGCCUGUAACUGCCCCUUACAGUGCUCCGCCACGCAUUGGAGAUACGCCUAUGUUCGCCGACCUCCAAGCAAGGCAGAUUCUGCCCUUCCAGGUCAAGUAUGUCGAGCAGCUUGAAGAGCAGCUCCAACGGCACAUCCACACCGGGCCCAUCGUGCCUAGGCACCCGAAGCGACAGCGUCCUCACGUCCAAGUCGUGAUCGAGGACAUGGAGGCGGCGAGGCUCAGCAUCAUUGGUUCCGACAUUGUGCGCCUCUCCUCGGCGAAAACCCCCUCAAGGAGGGAGCGGAGGGACACGAAGGACACAAAGAUAUGGUCGCCCAGUACCACUGCGACCCCGUCCGACUACACCGUGUCACAGUCUUCCUCCGACGCCACGCCCACCGCGCGUUACUCGAAUCAGUCGACGUCGACGUUCGCGUUCAAUCGCACGACAAGCAGCAGUUCGCGUCAGAAGGUCUCAAGCAUGCUGUCCCGUCAAGGAAGCAGGAAUCUGCGCUCGCCGGGGGAAACGUCUCUUAAGUUGCCAUGGCGGAGUGCCCCGCGCCAGUCCUUCGCGUCGGGGAGGACCUUCGGCGGGCGAGACGAGCUGCCACCCGUCGCAGAAGCCAACGCGGAAACUUCUAGUGCCGGCCUAAAGACCGGUUCGUGGCGCGGAAGCCAAUCCUCCGCCGCUGCAAAGCGCUUGGUCAUUAGCCGUCCACACUCGUUGCGCGCCUCCCGACCAUCGAGCCCUCUUCCAUCGCGCCUUGGCCUCCAACUCCCCGGCCUUCCGUCGAGCCCGCGCCCCGUUUCCGCUCAGCACCUCACGGUCCCGGAUCGCGUGCGCACGCCCACCACGCCUGACACACCCUCGUCGUCGAUGCGGGGCUCCCCAGGGCAUGGUGUCCCGACGCCCUUGUCACCCCCGCUGACCUCGCACGAGCGCGCACAAGGCUCAGGCAGGCUGCGCGGGCCGAGGUCCCCGCCCAUGUCGGGCUCGUCGCCGAACCUGCGCAGUGCUUGGCCGACGACUGCGGACGGCGUGGAGGCACAAGACUUCACCCCAGGACAUACACGCAGGCGCAGCGGCAGCUGUCCGGAGCUACCCCCGCUCGACCUCGGAGCGAACAACCUGCGGUCCCACCCGUCCACUAAGCGGCAGCGGCCAUGAGUCGCUGUGCGCGGCCGCACUCUCCGAUGUUUUGAGCGGGGAUUAGUGUAUUGUUUGUGAUCACUAGUAGUACAUAUUGGAUACCCACUGUGCCCCUAAUCGUACAUUCAUUCCAAC